UUGGGGGUGAAUGGACCCCUGGGCCAUGCUCUGUGCUCUGCGCUGACAACCCACCCUCUGCCAGCAGCCACCUUGGUUCUCCCACCUGGCCCCGUCUGCCCACGCGAUGCCGCUUCCCGACACCAUGUUCUGCGCGCAGCAGAUCCACAUCCCUCCGGAGCUGCCCGACAUCCUGAAGCAGUUCACCAAGGCCGCCAUCCGCACGCAGCCUGCGGACGUGCUGCAGUGGUCCGCGGGCUAUUUUUCAGCUCUGUCUCGAGGGGAGCCUCUCCCUGUGAAGGACAGGCUCGAGAUGCCCGUGGCGACACAGAAGACCGACACGGGCCUGACACAGGGGCUCCUCAAGGUCCUGCAUAAGCAGUGUAGCCACAAGGAGUACGUGGAGCUAGCAGACCUGGAGCAGAAGUGGAGAAAUCUCUGCCUGCCAACAGAGAAGCUCAGGGCGCUCCUGCAGCUGGAUCCGUGUGAGAAGAAAAUGGAGUGGAUAAAGUUCCUAGCCCUCGGAUGCAGCAUGCUUGGCGGGUCCCUGAACUCAGCCAUGAAGAACCUCUGUCAGAUUCUGACGACCGACCCCGAGGGUGGGCCCGCACGCAUCUCCUUCAAGACCUUCUCCUAUGUGUACCGGUACCUGGCUGGCCUGGAUGCAGACUUGCCCCGCUCAGACAUAGAAUCCUACCUUGACAACCUGAAGGAAAAUAUAGAGUCUAGAAAGAAUGGCAUGAUAGGACUUUCAGAUUUCUUCGUUGCCAAGAGAAAAAUUUAAAAAAGCCAGGAAGAACACUCAGAAGACAUAGGCCAUAAGUACAGAAAGGAACACUUUUUAAAGUCAAAAUAGUGCCUUCAAACCCCAGCACCAAAUACAGCUUGUUAUGAGCCACGUAGGUGUGUAGUGUGAGUUUUUACCCUAGCAGGACAUUCGUCGGGCAGAGGUUGUUAGGGGGCACAUUUAAUUCCUGCCCCUUCCAUUAUAUCCUGUGAGCACCUUACCUGGAGAUGCGUCAUAACGGUGAAGUAGUCUGUUUCACGAUCGGGCUGGUGAGUAGGUGGGGGAUGGGCUCUUCUUCGUCUUCAUUGGAACUGUGACCAGCAGGGACCCACGCUCCACUCCAGGGUCCACACGGAUGCCUACGAGAGCUUCUACUUGCUGAUGCUGGACAGCGCAGCACCUAUCC
Molecule: messenger RNA, 1172 nt
Organism: Loxodonta africana (African savanna elephant)
Lineage: Eukaryota; Metazoa; Chordata; Mammalia; Proboscidea; Elephantidae
Gene: ROPN1L
Product: rhophilin associated tail protein 1 like
Exons: 5
Coding region: 107-763 (218 amino acids)
Source: RefSeq, a predicted model, not a curated record